AUGUUAAGUCCGCAUACCUUCUUGCUAGGUAUAUUGUUCCACGAUAACGUCUUCCGCGCUCCUAGGAUUCGCUCUAUAGGUGAUCUGAGGUGUCUAUUUUUAGAGGAGAUACUACUUAAGUCUGAAAAGUCUGAGAACUAUAUGUUCUACAAAAUUGAAGGGAUCAAAGGCCAAAUAAAAUACUAUCGUGAUCAACCCAUCUCGAAAAGUUCUCCAUCCAGCCAAUUUCAAACGUUCGGAGAAAUCACUGGCUUCAAAUAG
Molecule: messenger RNA, 261 nt
Organism: Penicillium manginii
Lineage: Eukaryota; Fungi; Ascomycota; Eurotiomycetes; Eurotiales; Aspergillaceae
Exons: 2
Coding region: 1-261 (86 amino acids)
Source: RefSeq, a predicted model, not a curated record